Messenger RNA from Microplitis mediator, 2204 nucleotides. RefSeq lists its product as uncharacterized. The record is from RefSeq and is a predicted model, not a curated record. Bases 117 to 1988 code for a protein of 623 amino acids. The transcript is spliced from 3 exons. NCBI's taxonomy places the organism in Eukaryota, Metazoa, Arthropoda, Insecta, Hymenoptera, Braconidae.
CACAGUCGCGUAUUUCACGAGCAUCCACUUAUUGACUUUACUCAGUAGUCCAAUAAAUAAUUAUUGCUUUGGAAUAAUAAUUUACUAAAAUAUUUUGAAAAUUUUAAGAAAUUAUAAUGAAUUUGAUAAAAUAUAUUAUUUUGUGUUCAUUAUAUGUGCGCGUGGCUGUGUGCGACAAAAUUGAAGUUCUUGGAUCUUUAGGAUUAAGCAGCCGUUCAAUUUCUCACAUACAUACGUUACAAUUACUGGAGUUAUGUUUUCCGGAUCGAAUGAAUCCGGUGGCGGUCAGUUCUAAUUUGACGGAUAUCAUUUACGGAAUCAAGAAAAAUGAACAAAUAAACUCGUCUGUUCUUGCAAUUGAUGAAAAUUUAUUUCUAUCAGAUACCAGACUUUUUAUGGAAGAGACGAAAAAAUUUAUUGGACAUAAUUCAUAUCCGAGCUAUAUUUUAUCUGCUGAUUCCCUCGAUGUACUUGAAAAUAUUCUUACCGACAUCGACCAGUGGGAUCCUUGGAAUAACGAAAGGGUCGUUUUCGCAGUUGGAAAGCAGUGCAGCGAUGCAUUGGCGACACUUAAAUGUCUGUGGAACUCUAAAGUGCUGUCAUCAUAUUUCACAUGUCCAAACAAAUUCAACAACGAUACGAUUGUCUACACAUUCAAUCCGUACGCAGAUCAAGCACCCAAACCAUGGAGGAAAGUAAAAGCACCGGACAAACCACCCGAUCCAUGGACACUCUACAGAAUGCCAUUCGUAAACGAUGAAAAGACUUGUUCGAGUGUUAAUUUUGACAAAACUGCAUAUAUAGAAAACUACAAACUUCAAAUUUGGUACAAUCGUAUAAUGUUUAAUAGAACCAAAUUAUUUUAUCAGAUGAUAUUAUUAGCAAUUAAUGUAACGCCUAUUGAUUACGUACCAUUUCGAAGAACAUAUGAUACCAUAUUCGUGACCGAUCAACAUAACCUCCAUGAGAUGCAGGAUAGCUACGAUAACAUAAUCCCUUUCUAUCUGCAAGGUGGUUAUGUAAUAAUAACUCAACAGAAAAAUACCAUACCGACUUUCAGCCAAGUAGUUGAUGAUUUCUUCACUUAUCAAAAUAUAAUAAUGUCCUCUGUUAUUUUGGUAUUUAUAUUUGGUAUGAUUCUGGUGAAUCACAAGUACCAUUUCGGUGCAGCUGCCUUAGAUCUCUUGGCUCUGAUAUUAAACAUGGGGAUGAUGACCCCCGUUGACAAGUUGACGAUGCGCAUCACUUUCCUAAGCACAACCCUGUUUGUUUUGAUUUUCAACCCAGCGCUGCAAGGGCAGCUCGCUUCUGUUUUAACUCGUCCGGGCCAAAAAAAUAUCGAAACCUUAAAGGACUUGAGGGAAAACAAUUACCACAUUUAUGUUGGUUACUCAUUGGACAUCGACUUUGAAUUAAGGAGCAGUAAUCUCUGGGGUGACGAGUCUUUGGAAAAAUAUGUUCAUCACUUAAGUAUGGCUGAACAUUCUUCUUGUCUAGAAAACGUUGGGAAAAAUGCUUCCAUUGCUUGUAUAGUUAACUACAAUGAGCUUGAACACAUUGAUUUCGAUGCUUACAUUUCUUCCAAAACGUUGGCUCGUACAUUAAACGUGUUUACGACUCAAAGAAAUUGGGCGCUUAAUAAAAAAGUUAAAAAGAUAGCCCUAAAAUUGAUGGAAACUGGCUUUCUCAAUUAUUUUGAAAAACGCGAACUUUAUAAAAUUUUGAUGAAAAAGAGAAAAAUUGUUGAAAAAAUUAAGAAGUUGGCAGAUUACAAUCAAUUGGAUCUUGAAGAUUCUGCUUUGGCUUAUAUUGCGAUUGCACUGUCUACAGUCUGGGCCCUCAUCGUUUUCGGUACUGAAUUUAUGAUUAGAAGGGUCGAAUUGCAUUCUUAUAAACGUUCGCAAGAGCUAGAGCUGAAGAAGUCGAUAAUUAGAGAGAGAAUUGCGGCUACCGUUAGCAGAAUAACUUAUCUUGAUCAACAAGUCUAAUUUUCUGCAAACUAUCGCGUGAGCUGGUGUGCCCACAUUUGUUUUUAUUGAUUGACGUGCUGCGUUGUUUUCAAUAAUUCAAUUUUUAAUAAAAUUAAAACUUUUUCAAAUUACUUAUUGCCAAGUUUUACUAUACUUUAUAAUGAUAUCCAAGAAUUGUAUUGCGUGCACUCAGAAAAAUAAUUCACAAACUAAUAAAAAACAAUUAAAGAUAAA